UUUGCCAAUCGAUAUAUAUUGCUUUGAAUUGUCUUACAUCCCUAAUCUAAACCUUCUUUCCGGUGUAGCCGUCGUCGACGGAGGUUAAAAUGGCCGCACAUAAAUCGUUCCGCAUCAAGCAAAAGCUUGCUAAAAAACUGAAGCAGAACCGCUCUGUACCACAAUGGGUUCGCUUACGUACUGGAAAUACCAUUCGGUACAAUGCCAAGCGUCGUCACUGGAGGCGUACUAAGUUGAAGCUGUAAACUUGUGCAAAUGCCGUGUUUUGCAGUUUUGUAGUUUGUAUCAAAUAAAUUAAUUUUUGAAAUACAAACUAAAUUU
Messenger RNA from Drosophila arizonae, 321 nucleotides. It is a transcript of the gene RpL39, whose product is annotated as ribosomal protein L39. Gene Ontology annotation, molecular function: structural constituent of ribosome. Gene Ontology annotation, biological process: translation. Gene Ontology annotation, cellular component: cytosolic large ribosomal subunit; ribosome. NCBI's taxonomy places the organism in Eukaryota, Metazoa, Arthropoda, Insecta, Diptera, Drosophilidae. The record is from RefSeq and is a predicted model, not a curated record.